CUUGCUCUUGCACUUGCAAGCUUUGUUGCAGUUCGGAACAAAUUCCAUAGAGUGAUAGAGCAACAGCUGACAGCACAGAUAUCCGAAAUAAAAAUCGAUUCAAAUUUAUUGAACAAGAACAAGAACAACAUUGAUUUUUCGUAAAUUUUUCGUGAAAUAAAUUGGUGCAGAUUAAUAUUUUAUAUUAAUUAUUCUUUAAUAAUUUAAUUAAUACGCUAUUUUAGGUGAAAGCAUUUAUAAAAAUGUCACAAAUAACAACUAGAAGCGGCGAUACGAGCCAGGAUGAGAAACUCCUGAUGCCGUUCACAUACAUCCAACAAGUGCCUGGCAAACAGAUACGUUCAAAACUCACCCUCGCCUUCAACUACUGGUUGAAGGUAAGCGAUGAGAAACUGCGAGCAAUUGGGGAGAUAGUGCAGAUGCUACACAACUCCAGUUUAUUAGUGGAUGACAUAGAAGAUAACUCUAUCCUCCGGCGAGGUAUACCGGUGGCGCACUCUAUCUACGGCAUCGCGAGCACCAUCAACGCGGCCAACUUCGUGGUCAUCAUCGCGUUAGACAGGACUCUGCAGCUUGGGCACCCUAUGGCCACCACAGUGUACACGGAGCAGCUGCUGGAGCUGCACCGAGGGCAGGGCAUCGAGAUCUACUGGCGAGACAACUUCCAGUGCCCCACCGAGCACGAGUACAGCGAGAUGACCAUGAAAAAAACCGGAGGUCUGUUUAUGUUGGCGAUACGUCUCAUGCAGCUGUUCAGUGAGAACAAGUCGGACUUCAGCAAGCUGUCCUCCAUCCUCGGCCUGUACUUCCAGAUCAGGGACGACUACUGCAAUUUGUGUCUGCAAGAGUAUUCAGAGAAUAAAAGCUUCUGCGAAGACCUGACGGAGGGCAAGUUCAGUUUCCCGAUCAUACACGCGAUACAGAACCAGAAAGGCGAUAAUCAAGUACUUCAUAUUUUAAGACAAAGGACGAGAGAUGUGGAAGUGAAGCGGUACUGCAUCUCUCUUUUGGAGAAGUUUGGCAGCUUCCAGUAUACGAGGGAAAGACUGCAGCAGUUGGACGAUGAGGCCAGGGCAGAGGUAAAACGCUUAGGAGGUAAUCCGCAUUUAGAAGAACUGUUAGACGAACUACUAAGCUGGCGGAGGAAUACGAAGAAACAUUACAACGAAGAAUAAAUUGCAUCGUACAAUUUUUGAGAUUAUUUUCAAUACUUUUGAGUGUGGUAUAUUUUGAUUUAUUUGUGUUAGUCUGCUUUUGGAAGUCUGGUUAGCUUUGUAUGUAGUGGUAAAGUGUACAGACAAGCGUUAAAGGUGGGUUGGUGUGUAAUAUUAAAGCAAUACACACAAAUGCGCUUAAUCUCUAAUCUUCCCACUAAAUCCAAAUUCCAAAGCCAAACGGACUUUCCAGAAUAGAUUUAUUAUAUAAAAUAGUAAAGGCCCGCGCAGACAACGGAAUAAUGUAGAAUCAAACAACAGAAUAAAACUUACCUUUUAUUAGUUAUUGGAAGGUUACAUUGCCAAUAACUAAUAAUAAGUACGUUUUGUUCUAAAAAAAAAGUAGAGUUAUUCUUGUUACCAUCCCCUAUACCCCCAUACCAUCAAAAAUUUCCAUUGAUAUGUGCAAAAAAAAAUUAUGCAAUGUGAACGUGAACGUUCUUACAAAUGAGUUUUAUGGAUUUUGCAGUACAACAUGCUACAAAAAUUGUCGUUACAUUUUUUUCUCAACAACUAUUUCUGAGAAAAAGCGAUUCUAAUUAAAUGUAAUGUAUGUAUAUAAGAUGUAUAUUAUGACAGAGUCAUAUUACUUUAGUUACUUAAAGCUAGCUGUAGGACAUAACGCAUUCCAAACAAAGUCUAAUAAGAUUCGUUUUAUUGUUUUCUUAAUUUUGUUGUUUUAGCUGUCCUACAUUUCACAUUCAAAAUAAAGUCUCUAAUAAGAUUCGUUUUAUUGUAUACUUAAUUUUUUUGGUUUUAAGAGGGAUAGCAAUUUAACUUGGCACAAAACUACGCUGAAUAUUAUGAUACUCUCGCGUCGUCUGCGUAGGCCCUUACACUGGUAAUGUGAGAUUUAAUUAUUUAUUUGUAAAAUUCUAUUGUGUGUGCAUUGAAAUGUUUGGUAUAACCACUAUUGGUCCUUUUGAUUUUUUACCACCCGUAGGGUGGUAACUAGCCACGGCCGAAGCCUCCCACCAGCCAGACCUGGACCAAUUAAAACCUCAAUCGGUCUAGCCGGGGAUCGAACCCCGGACCUCCGCGCAUGCCACUGCGUCACGGAGGUUAUCAGAAUUUUGGAUAAAAAAAAAACGUUUCAAUGCACUGGUUGAUAAUGAUGAUGAUGAAACUAUUAUAAUUAGAAAACGAAAUUUUUUUGGUGAUUGUUGGAAUUGUUUUACCAAAGCCGAUGAGGUGAUGAGAAAUUGUUGAUUAUUUUGUAUUUUAAAAAUUGAAAAAAAUUUAUUAUACUCUUAAUUUUUUUAUUGUUGCUAAAUUUACUUAAAAUUUCGAUCUGUACUUAUAAAAUUAUUGGCUUGUUUUUUGAUUUAAGGAGAUCUAAUCGAAUUAUUUUUAAGGGCUAGAAGUUUUUUGUUUCAUUUCGAAUUAGGGCCAACGCCGAUUAACGGAGGAGCGGCAUAGAGUAAUUUUGGUUUUUGAAUAUAAAAAAAUAUUUUAUAAUUACAUAAAAUGUCUUUUACUAUUAUUUAUCAUGGUCGAAGCCAUGUACCAAGUUGCCGGAAUCAGGAAAUAAAUCAAAUUUCAUCACAUAAUAUGUGUUCAGUAAUAUUACAAAAAAUAUUAAAUUGUAUUUGGAAAAGCGUUUUACAUCAUAUAAACGUUUAAAUCUAUUGCUAUUUCAUGUUACGCCAUGAUAGAGACAGUGACAAAAGAUUAGGAGCUCUCGCAGACCGCAGAUUUAUUGUCGCCACGAUGAUUUGGUUGGAUUGGGAUGCUUGCUAAAUUGGGGCCAACUAAAAAUCUGGCGAUUUAUAGACCAGGCUAUUAUCAAAGUGAUACACAGUUAUAGGUGUUAAGCUCAGCUAUAGCUUGGCCAGUUUGUUGAUGACACUCCCAUGAUAUGCGGGCGACGGGGGACUGCGCGGGUGUGAAGUCGAGCGCGCGAAGGGCAAAGGGAAGGACUACGCGGGUAUGAAGUCGUGCGAGCGGGCCAUCGCUACCCGCUUUCCCGGCUCGCGCGGACCAUCGGGAGAGUUACGAACGAAUUUGUCAAGCUAUAGGUUAUUCGCUAAUUCGUUGUAUUUCAGUGGGUAAAGUUAACUAAGUCUGUUUGACAUAAGCUAGUACGAGUAUGUCGUAUAACUUAAUUGAGUGAUAAAAAUAUUUCGUAGCACAUUUUUUUACGGAAAAUCAAUUUAAUGUUAUACGAGUUAACGAAAGACACCGAAGUGUCUUUUUGGAAUUGUCUGAAAAGGAAACUAACUCCGUGUUACUGAAUACAAGCCCAGGUGUCUAAGAUCUGCUUCACAAGAUACCUAUUGAUUUUCGUAACUAGCUUUCGUUGCAGUGGGAAAAAAGAUAUAUUAUAUUUUUUAAUACUCUUUAUUUUUACACUACAAUAAUAAAAAAAACAAGCAAAACAGAAACAUAAGAAGAAGUAGAAGACAAAAAAGUCGGCCUUAUCGCUUAGUAGCGAUCUCUUCCAGGUAACCUUAUAUGUAGUCAAACGUGGCCUAUUAACUCUUGACGCGCUUUUUAAGCGUAGUCUUCUGUUUGUUUUGUUAAGUAUUGAUUAUUAGCUUAUUUUAACGGUCUUCUACAGCGACCUCCUAAAAGAGGGGAUGGAUAGAUGGAUGGAGUUUAGACGCACCACAUUGCUCCAAUGCAAAGAUGCUAAUUAACGGUUAAGUAUAUAUUAAAAAAAAUAGGACAACCAAUCAAGUUGACAGUCAAUAAAUCUGUCUGUCUGUCUGCGUAGGUCUUUAAAUGUCAAUCAACUCGUUUGUUUUUUUUUGUUGGAUGUGUUUGAGUAAUAAAAUGAAUUAAAAUUUAGAUUAAGAUAACGUACUUACUACACUGUAUUAAUUGUUUUGUAGUACACAGAUUUGAAAGUUAAAUCGUAUAGGUGCAAUGUGUUAAAUGUAAUGACUGCAUUGUAAGGUAAGCUGCACACAUACCAAAUAUUGUCAAUACAAGAUUGAUUAUUCAUUGUCAAUGAUCUCUCAAACUGUGGGCUGCACUUGCAAAAUGCAUGAUAAUUCAUUACGAGCCUGUAUUGUAGAACGGAUUGACUAAUUUGUAUCUACAGUGCCUACCUUAUUUAACAACUUUGUGCAAGCCAUUGCCUGUGAACAUUAGCCCCCUGACCAGUCAAAUAAAAAGCUUGAAUUGAGGGCUACACAAGUAUAGUGCUACAAACUUAUUUGGUCCGUUUUGGAAGUCUUUGUCGUCGCGCUUUUAGUAUAAUAAUAAAGAUUAAACUACAGAACGAAAAUAAUAAUAAAACUGUAUUCAAUAACCUCAGACUAAUAACAUAAGGACUAGCAUCGCACACAAAUUCACAAAUAAAAUUGUCCGUCAUUUUUCAAGGAAAACGAGCUUGGAUAUACCUAUCAUAGACUAAAGUAGAAGUUGUUGACUGUUUUUUACUCCUACUCUAAGACGUACAACAACAACCUACAACCUACUCAAAAAGGUAUUUUUACUGAGCUUUUAACCGACGAACACGAUUUCAACUAUGAAACAUCGAUUCUAUAGAGACAGUUUUUUAUAAUCGCAUUAGAUCAUUGAUCAAAUACUUUGACAGAAAAGUAACUCCGGUGCCUCGCUCCGCUUUGGUGGCCUGGCAACCUUACACUAUGGAUUUAUAAAGCGCCUUAAUAUUGACAAUUUGAACUUUACUAUUGUGUGUGCGGUGGACCUAAUAGAUAAGGUUAGACAAAACUGAACGGCUCUAGUCAAUCGUUCAGGCUCCUAAUUAUAAGCUUGUUCUUGCGUUUGCGUGUAACAAACCGCUGAAGUGUUGCUAGAACUGCUGUUAGGAUGAAGAAUAAGAAAUAAGCAUAGAUUGAACCAUAACUAUACGCAAAUAAUACAUAUGAGAUACAGGGUGUGACGUUACAAUCAUAGAGGUGUGGGAAGCAACUGAAUGAUUUUUGAAUGUUAAUGAAUGAACGAAGAAUGCGUCUGCCACCUGCUCCUUAUUCCACUCUGACGUCACUCUUUCACGCCUAUAUGUGCGUACAACGACAUCAAGAGAAAUACAUGUCAACCAAUACCACGCAACGAGAGAGCGAUACAUCAUCUCUGCCACUAUUGGUCGACAUUCCCUUUCCGAGAUGUCAAUAUUAUGUCGGUAUUUUAUUGUGUAGUUUGCCUAUAGUUGGACAUUUUCCGAUAACUGUGAGUUGACCCAUUUGUUUACCUCAUAAUUGUUACAGCUUUUUUGACUUAAUUAGUGAUAAGCAUUCCGAAGUAUUGUUCUGUGUAAUUUAGUUGGAAGGCAAUUGUAUUCAGACGUUGGAAUAUAAACUAAAAAGGUUGAGUUGAGACCAUAAAAAUGUAUCCAAUGUCAAACAUAAUGAUUUUUAAGAAUUUAAACUUUCGCGAGUGUUAUACAUAUUAAUUGAUUAUGAAACACGGUUAAAACUCACUUGAUACAACGUCGGUGUAUAGACUAGUUUCGAACCCGUACGGGGCCGUUAGUCAUGAGCUGGUUCUUGCAACGCGGCACAAUCCAAACGUAUCACGUGAGUUUUUGCUGUGUUUCAUAAUAGAUUAAUAAUGAUUUUUACUCUUAAUUUUGCAAAUUAUUUGUUUGGUUGGCUUUUGCUUUAAUUUGAAAUAUCACUACGGUAAAUAAACAUGUAAAUAAGUUUUGUAGAUAUUAAAUUUCGCGAAUUUAGCCUAAAUCUAUUUUGUUGCACCAUUUUUUUUAAAUAUAUUUUUUUAUUAUGA
Bicyclus anynana (squinting bush brown) is the source of this 5909-nucleotide messenger RNA. It is a transcript of the gene qm, whose product is annotated as terpene synthase. Gene Ontology annotation, biological process: isoprenoid biosynthetic process. The transcript is spliced from 8 exons. The coding region runs from base 243 to 1175 and encodes 310 amino acids. NCBI's taxonomy places the organism in Eukaryota, Metazoa, Arthropoda, Insecta, Lepidoptera, Nymphalidae. The record is from RefSeq and is a predicted model, not a curated record. Gene Ontology annotation, molecular function: prenyltransferase activity.